UCAAUCUUGCGCACAGUCUGUGGUAUAAACCAAAGCACAGUCCCGCGAGCGCAGCUGUCAGCGCGCACUAGGUGUGCAUCACCGUGGACCACCGAUCAGUCUUCGCGCGCUCUACUGACCGACACAGAGAUGUUGCAGCGUUCUGCCUGACUUUACUUAUCCGUUUCUCUGCGUUUCGCACUUGAAACAGAGCGCAAGAGUUUCCCUGCAUGCGAGCCGAAAGGAGCGAGCGGGUUAUCAUGAGUUGUCUGGAUGUUAUGUACCCGGCUUAUGGUCAUUACGUACCGUACGCGACCAAAGCUUCAGCGAUCAUCAGCACUUUACCGGCACCCAUUGGUCUGAGAAACCACUCAUCUCGUUGUAGGGAUACGAUGAACAGCAUGGGAUCCCCAUGCUGCUCAGAGAGUGUCCUAAUGUCUGCCAGGAGCUCCAGCUCGGAGGGGCCUUCCCCAUCGCCGUACCCCUCGGCCGGACAGGUGGAGGAGGUUACGAAGAACAAGGAGGUUGGGGAGGCGGAAUACCUGAGCUCGCGAUGCAUCCUCUUCACGUACUACCAAGGGGAUAUUAGCAGCGUUGUGGACGAACAUUUCUCCAGAGCUCUCAGCACCUACAUGGAGGCAGAGGGCAAAAAGAGGCACAGUGAUCCCAGCACAGAUGCUUCGUCCUCGAGCAGUCGCCGCAAUUUCCCUCCAUCAUUCUGGGACAGUAAUUACCCAUCUACACCCAGCCGACCCCACUGUGAUCCCACAGGUGCUCCCACUUAUGGAAUGGACCCAUACACCCAGGCCCUGCACCCAGGUCUGCCUCAUUCACACACUCACCCACACCCAUCAGAGUCCUGGAGCUACUCUCAAAGCCAGCCCUAUGCUCCCCCACGGCCCCUCCAAGAACUCUACUCUCCUCCUGGGCUGGAUCCUCACUACGGCCCCCUGCUGAUGUCCACUGUCCGGCCACCACAUCUCCCGACGCUGCCUGGGCAUUAUGAUGUGGGAAAGCUUGAACCAACUUCAACUUGGCCAGGACUUCUUCCACCUGGGGAAGUGGCACAGAGACUGGCCCUCAACAUGGAACCGGGUCUCCAGCAUCACAAGAAAGGGAAGGAGCUCUACUGGUUUUAAUGAGAAGCCCUUUAUCGACCAUCCAAUUAAAGCCUGAGUAUGGCCCAUUGUAGCCGAACUGUUGUUUCUUUAGCCCCAUGCACACCGGCUCGGCACCAGCUCUGCACAUGCUCUGAACGCGCUCCAAGACUAUUUGUGUGCACCAUGGAGAUAUGAACAUAGGGUGAUGAGAGAAGGCCUGGGGGGAGGCAGGGGUUCUUGAAUGCAUGGUCUCUCUCUUUUGAUCUUUUUUUUUUUCUCUUUUUUAAAUUAAUUUACUGUGGUGUAAACAUUCAGCUUGCCCUGUUUGGACAUUCAAUGGUGCCAUGUACAGAAUGAUUCAUGAUGGGCAUAUGAAAGAUGGAUAGAUUUUAUGUUUGAUUUUUUUAAAUCUGGUGUUGACUGGCAAGCUGUAUAUAUUUUAUUGGUGGGGAGGAUAAUUGAACUAUUAAGGGUGGCAACAACAUGUUUUUAUUGUUUCUUUGGUUUUACAUUUUUUCAUUUAUGUACAGUAUUUGUAUUUAAAUAUAGUAUUUAUGUGUUUCAAUUACAAUACACUUAUGGCCAGUGCUGUUACCGGUAGUUUUUAUGUUAGUUUUUUUGUUGUUGCAAAAUGUACCGUGAUAACAGCUUAAAGAUGAGAGAACUUAAAGUAUUAAUGAAUCCUGUCCAGUUAAAAUAUAUAGUUUCCAAGUUAACGAGCCACUGUAUGGAACUGACAAUAUGAUUUUGUGUUUUCUAUGUUUAGGUCUACUUUGUUGAACUACAGAUAAUGAAGACACUUUCUUUGUUAAGCUUGAAAGUGUUUGUAUUUCCAUAUUAAACAUGUAUUUAAAAAUUAUGUCAUAAUCUUGCUAUAGCCUUAUAUAUGAAAUAUAUAUAUAUAUAUUUCAAUAGAUAUGAAAUGGUAACUGAAAUAAAUUUUCAGGUUACAUUAGUUUUUAUCCAAUCUUUGCAUCAGGUGGAAAUGGUUACUGAUGACCAAAUUGCAGCUUUCAUGUUAAUGACUGUAGAGAAGAAUUAUACAUUAAAGCUUAAAGGGGUCAUGACAUGAGGAAUCACAUUUUCCUUGAUUUUUUUGUGUUUGUGAUAUGUUAAUAUAAAACAUACUUUAUGUUUCAGAACUCAAAACUUCCUCCUCACAACAAAAGAAGCAUUUGUUGAAACCAAGCUGUCAAUAUGAUUCACUCUCAACUUCCUUCACAUUGUGAUGUCACACUGUGGUAGACAUUUACAUCUGACUGCCUGCACAACAACAUAUUAACACCUACUUUACCUUUAAUAACAUCCGUAGCUCACCCAGUAGCGGUGAACAGUGAGAUUGCAAGAAGAGAGCAGGUCAGUCAAGAGCAGAGAGCCAAUCAGGACAGUGGGCAUUUACUGUUUACUGUAACUGAAAGGAGAAGCAGCACCAAAACAGAGUGUUUCUGACAGAGGCUUAGAAUGAGGGUGGAAAAUUAUUAUUUUUUACAAAUAUAUGGCUGUUUUUUGUGCAAAAAAAGUUUACUUAUAUACUUCUAUAAAGCCAUGUCAUGACCCCUUUACACAUCAGUCAAAGACAGGAAGAUCACAGACAGAAAGUCUGAAUUAAUUUGUGUUUGUUGGGGAAUGAUGGACAAAUAUUACAUUAACAUGACACUGCUUUACAUUCAGACUGUUUUUAUGUUCUUCUGGAAGGGAAGAUGUUCCAGGCUGACAAAGUGACUCAUGUCUGGUCAUGAAAUUAUUCAAUGGUGCUCUAAGACUCCCCUACCAAACCUUUAACAUAUGUCAGCCAGCUGGUACAAACUUUUCUGUCUGUUAACACGGCCUAUUUAUGUUCCCAUUUUACCUAAAACACUGAAGUUGAUAAUUAAUAUAUAUGUGCUAUAUAAACACAUGCUUCACAAUAACUUAAAUGUUAAUGAACUUAAAACUAAGUGAAUAGGCCAGAAAAGAACAUGCAGUGAAUUAUUCAGAUUCAUGUCAUAAUUAUGUUAUUGCACUUCUCGGUGAAU
Molecule: messenger RNA, 3094 nt
Organism: Xyrauchen texanus (razorback sucker)
Lineage: Eukaryota; Metazoa; Chordata; Actinopteri; Cypriniformes; Catostomidae
Gene: vgll2b
Product: vestigial-like family member 2b
Exons: 4
Coding region: 210-1118 (302 amino acids)
Biological process (GO): regulation of transcription by RNA polymerase II
Cellular component (GO): nucleus
Source: RefSeq, a predicted model, not a curated record